AUGCCGCUGUCGCCGCUGGCGCGCACGCCCUCCCCGCAGCCGGUGCCGCAGCCCGCCUCGCCCACCAGAUUGCACCCCCGGUCGGCGGAAUCGAAAUGUUCGAUAUCGCCCCUGUGCUGCGGCGGCGUGAACGUGUCCGUGUCGGUGGGCGUGGGGCCGGCGGUGGGCGUGGCGGGCGCGGGGGGCGCGCGGCGCGGCGUGGUGUGGCGCGCCCCCGCCCCCGCGCCCCCCACGCCCACCCCGCCCCCGCCCGACAAGCAGGACGACUCCGCGCCCCCGCUGCCCAGGAUAGCUGAGGAGAAGGACUCGCCCACGCACCACCCGAGGACACUCGCCGAAAGAACGCCGGCGAAACAGCAGACGACUCCGAACAUAUUCACGUCUUCACCUAAAACGAGCCUGGACAAGUCUACAUUCGACGCGUCUACGUCGUUCGCCUCCUUGUCGCUGUCGGACGAGUCGUACGUCGACACAUCUGUCGACAUGUCCGCGCUGGACACCUCCAGGGAACUAAACGAUGAUAGCAGAAUGAGUACAGAUAUAAAAGCGUUGGUCGAAGAGAAAUCAAAGAAUAUACAGCCUGAUCCGGGUCCGGUCGCGGACAUAGUCAAAGUGAGGAAGAAGUCUGACACCAGCCUGAAAGAUGAAGACGUGAAGAACAAAGAUAAGCCUAAACAGAAGGACAAACCGGAAUUGAAGAAACAGGAUUCAGUGAAGAGGAUUGAGAAGCCGGAACCAAAAGCGGAAGAAAAGGUCGUUCCGGAAGUAAAGAUAGAGGAAAAGAAGCCAGAUAAAGUUAUGGAGAGGACAGGUUCGGUAAAAAAGAGCGAGAAGCAAGAGAAGGCUGAAGCCAAGAAACAGGAGAAAGCUGAGAAGAAGCAAGAGAGGGCAGAGGCGAAGAGGACAGAGUCUGUGAAGAAAUUUGAAGGGCUCAAGAGGCAAGAGUCCGUCGACACUAACAAGUCACCGGAGGAGAGUGAGGCGCGCAGUAAGAACAGUAUGGUUAGCAAACUGCUGGGGGUUAUGGGCAGGAAGGGAAGGGACCGGGACGACGAUGACGCUAAGCGGAAACAUGACAAACCCAAGAAAAAGAACAUUAAUACUGCCCAGCAAUCUACCAAGCAACCCGAGAUCUCCGAGAAAAGCGAGAAACCGGAAGACGAUAAGAAAAAGAAAGGACGAGGCAGAGCUUCUAGCUCGUCUUCUGGAGGGGAGAAGUAA
Messenger RNA from Diatraea saccharalis (sugarcane borer), 1221 nucleotides. NCBI's taxonomy places the organism in Eukaryota, Metazoa, Arthropoda, Insecta, Lepidoptera, Crambidae. The record is from the annotation of a GenBank genome assembly.